AAAGAAAGAAGAGAGAGAGAAAGGAAGAAAGAAGAGAGAGAGAGAUCGCGCUGUCCUCUCUCCUCCCAGCGGGGAGGGUCAUGCGGACCCCGUGGGGGGAGCAACCUGGGCGGCCCGCGCGGAGGCGGCAGGAGUGAGGCGGCGGGAGGACUCGAACCCAGCACCCGGGGGUGGGGAGGAAGAUGCUCGGGGUUGCGAGAGCUGAUCUCCGGAGAGCCGCCCCGAGCGGGCCCGGGGGCGCUUGCCCGUGACUCCCUCGUGGUCCUCCUCCUCCGUGCAGCCGCCCGUCCGUCCGUCCGUCCGUCCGUCCCUGCGAGCAGGCCCGGUGCCCCGGUGCCCGGUUGGCAGCAGCAUGGAGCAGUGGCGGCAAUGCGGCCGCUGGCUCAUCGACUGCAAGGUGCUGCCCGCCAACCACCGGGUGGUGUGGCCGGCCGCCGGGGUCUUCGACCUGGCCCAGGCCCUCCGGGACGGCGUCCUCCUCUGCCAGCUCCUCCACAACCUCGCCCCCGGAUCCAUCGACCUCAAGGACAUCAAUUUCAGGCCGCAGAUGUCCCAGUUUCUCUGCUUGAAGAAUAUUCGGACCUUCCUGAAAGUCUGCCACGAUAAAUUUGGGUUAAGGAACAGUGAGCUGUUUGAUCCUUUUGACCUCUUUGAUGUCCGAGAUUUUGGAAAGGUGAUUUCUACAGUGGCCAGGCUGUCCCUACAUAGUAUUGCUCAGAACAAAGGAAUCAGGCCCUUCCCUUCAGAAGAGACAGCAGAGAACGACGAUGACGUGUACCGGAGCUUGGAGGAGUUGGCUGAUGAACAUGAUCUGGGAGAGGAUAUUUAUGAUUGUGUCCCCUGUGAAGAUGAAGGUGAUGACAUCUAUGAAGAUAUUAUUAAAGUGGAAGUUCAGCAGCCCAUGAUUAGAUAUAUGCAGAAAAUGGGAAUGACAGAGGAUGACAAGAGAAAUUGCUGCUUGCUAGAGAUUCAGGAAACUGAGGCCAAAUACUACAAAACACUUGAAGACAUUGAAAAGAACUACAUGAAUCCUUUGAAGCUGGUACUGAGCCCUCUCGACAUGGCAGCUAUUUUUAUCAAUUUGGAGGACCUAAUUAAAGUGCACAACAGUUUUCUACGGGCCAUCGACGUCUCGAUGAUGGCUGGAGGAAGCAGCCUGGCAAAAGUUUUUCUGGAAUUCAAAGAAAGGCUGUUGAUUUACGGAGAGUACUGCAGCCACAUGGAAAUCGCCCAGAAUACGUUGAACCACCUCAUUGCCAAUCGGGAGGAUUUUAGGCAGAAAGUGGAGGAGUGCACUCUGAAGGUCCAGGAGGGAAAGUUCAAAUUGCAAGACUUGCUGGUGGUGCCGAUGCAGCGAGUGCUCAAAUACCAUCUUCUCUUAAAGGAACUCCUCAGUCACUCCACCGAUCGUCCUGAAAGACUGCAGCUCAAGGAGGCCUUGGAAGCCAUGCAGGAUUUGGCCAUGUAUAUCAAUGAAGUUAAACGGGACAAAGAGACAUUAAAGAAAAUCAGUGAAUUUCAGAGUUCUAUAGAAAACUUGCAGGUAAAACUGGAAGACUUUGGCAGGCCGAAGAUCGAUGGGGAAUUAAAAGUUCGGUCGAUAGUAAACCACACCAAGCAAGACAGGUAUCUAUUUUUGUUUGAUAAAGUGGUGAUUGUCUGCAAGAGGAAAGGCUACAAUUAUGAGCUGAAGGAGAUCAUCGAGCUGCUGUUUCAUAAGAUGACGGAUGACCCUAUGAACAAUAAAGACAUUAAAAAGUCUCAUGGAAAAAUGUGGUCCUACGGAUUCUACUUAAUUCAUCUCCAGGGAAAGCAGGGCUUCCAGUUUUUCUGCAAGACCGAAGACAUGAAAAGGAAAUGGAUGGAGCAGUUUGAAAUGGCAAUGUCCAACAUCAAACCUGAGAAAGCCAAUGCAAAUCACCACAACUUCCAGAUGUAUACGUUCGAUAAAACGACCAACUGCAAAGCCUGCAAGAUGUUUUUAAGAGGGACCUUCUAUCAGGGCUAUCUUUGCACGAAAUGUGGAGUCGGAGCCCAUAAAGAAUGUUUAGAAGUUAUUCCACCCUGCAAGAUCAGGUCUCUGGGAUACAUAUGUCCACAAAAACAUAUCUGCCACUGUUCUCCUGUGGACCAGGACGCUUUAAGUAUAGGACCCGGUCCCAAAAUGGUGGCCAUCCAGAACUAUCACGGCAACCCAGCUCCUCCAGGGAAGUCGGUGCUCGCGUUUCAGACAGGAGAUGUCAUCGAGCUGCUGAGGGGAGACCCGGACUCACAGUGGUGGGAAGGACGGCUAAUACACACCAAGAAGACUGGGUUUUUUCCUAGUUCAUCUGUGAAGCCCUGCCCUGUGGAUGGAAGGCCCCCCAGCAGCAGGCCCCCAUCGAGGGAGAUAGACUACACCGCGUACCCUUGGUUUGCAGGCAACAUGGAGCGACAGCAGACUGACAACUUGUUGAAAUCCCACGCGAGCGGGACGUACCUGAUCCGAGAGAGACCCGCAGAAGCAGAGCGCUUUGCAAUAAGUAUUAAGUUUAAUGAUGAGGUGAAGCACAUUAAGGUGGUCGAAAAAGACAACUGGAUUCAUAUCACAGAAGCCAAAAAGUUUGAAAGCCUCUUGGAAUUGGUGGAAUACUACCAGUGCCAUUCGCUCAAGGAGAGUUUCAAGCAGCUGGACACCACACUGAAGUAUCCCUAUAAAUCCCGGGAACGGUCAGCUUCUCGGGCAUCCACCAGGUCUCCAGCCUCCUGUGCUUCCUACAACUUUUCUUUUCUCAGUCCUCAGGGUCUCAACUUUUCCUCUCAGGGUCCCUCCACUCCUUUCUGGUCAGUGUUCACGCCCCGGGUCAUCGGAACAGCAGUGGCCAGGUACAACUUUGCAGCCCGGGACAUGAGGGAGCUCUCCCUGCGGGAGGGAGACGUGGUGAAAAUCUACAGCCGCAUCGGCGGGGACCAGGGCUGGUGGAAAGGAGAAACCAACGGCAGGAUUGGCUGGUUUCCAUCGACCUAUGUGGAGGAAGAGGGAGUGCAGUGACAGAGGCGGGAUCUCUGCCAAGCCCAAUCAGACCCCAGGAAGAGUCAUGCCAACGUAUGUGUUGUCCUCCUGCACUUGGGACCGGGAGGGGAAUGCAAUCCAAUCUUCCAGUAUUAAACCCCAGGAGAGGGACGAAACACGUAACGACCACGCUGAACCACGAGUCGCUUUGCCAUCAGCCGAUCAUUGACGAUCUGUGGGUGGGGGUGCUACUUGUAUAUAAGAAUUAGAGAAUAUAUAUCAGAUUAUGUUGCUAUGAACAACCACAGAGCAAAAUCUUCUGGAAAGGUGAACGAAACCCAUCAUUUCUGAGCCAAGGGACUAAAGUAUUGUGAUGGCCUGAUGCUUAAGUUUCCAGCCCGGCUUCCCAAAAGGGUUGUCUGGAGCUGCCACUAAGCGUUACGGGCCGACGGGGGUGCAGGUCUCCCUCUUCAUUCCCUCAAGGCCAUCUUCGGCGAUGGACAAGAGUCUUCCUCCAUAGCAGCCGGCUUCCACCCCUCCCCUUCCUCGUUGUCUGCAUUUUCAUCCACUCUGGUCUUUCCCGGCUGCUCAACGGCAGGCUAGCUGCAACCUUGGGGAUCACGGGCCUUCAGUCAGAUCCAGGGGCAGAGGCAGCAGGAAGAGAGAGGGGGCCCCCCCCAGGGCCCCACUCUGCUGCAUUUUCCGGGACGAAGGAGCCACCCCAGGGCUGAACCGAAGGCCGUCGGGAAGAGGCCUGUCUCCCCGAAAGAUGGGACGGCACGUUGAGAAGUUUUCCCGAAUCGUUCCACGUGCAAUGUGGGCUGUUGGUGUCACGCUCGCAGCCUGGGAUAGGGGAGGAGAGGUGGGGAAGGAAACAGCUUGCCUCCCCUGGACCCAUCCAAGAAGCGUCCAUCCCACCAGGGGAAAAUGUGCCUUUUCCUGUGGGAUUCUCGGUACGAGCCUGUAUCCACGUUGCAUGUGUCACCGAAUUCUCCUGCUUAAUUAACUGCACUGCAAACCGUAGAAGUCUGACUCCCAGAGGCCCCGAAGGGAAAAAUGGGAAGUGUUUCUUAAGGAAGGGUCACUACUGCUCCCACCCCUUGCUCUGGAGGGAGACCAACUCCAUUCCGGAAGCAAGAAGUCUGCCUUAUGCUUCCGUCAGUUCUCAUCCCGUCCAUCUACAUUUUACUAGAGGAAGCUGAAGAACCCUAAGCAGCCUCUGGAGUUUUCCUUCUGACUAGUCCCCUGUCUGCCUCCGUUCCUAUACCUGGAAUGUUCUUCCAGCCUCCUCUUUAACUCCAGGCAAGGUCUGGUGGGUGCAGUUGGAGGUACUGGGACCUUUGGAGACGGUUUGUAAAUCAAUGCACUCUGGAGCCGCGUCUUUCCAUUCCGCCUUCCUUCCCUUCUGCUUUUUGGCAUGGUCCCUGCUAUCCCUAACCCACCCCCUGUAACAGCCCCCUCAGCACCCUGGUCCAUCCGCUGGACUCCGGAACCUUCUGAUGGAGGAGCAGCCUGCACUCCAUUAAGGUGUUCUCUGAGAGCCGCUGAUGGGAAGAGCAGAUUCAUUGAUUCAUUCAUUCAGUCGUAUUUAUUGAGCGCUUCCGGGGUGCUGAGCACUGGUCUAAGCGCUUGGAAGAGUACAAUAUAAAAAGGAACAGACACAUUCCCUGCCCACAUCGAGCUUACAGUCUCCCAGGAGCGGGGAGCUCUAGCCAACCCUGGACUCCUGUUUGCUGGAAUCCCAGCCCACCAGUCCUGAGCCUGCUUCUUGUCCUCACCUGUGAGUGAGCGGGCUCCAAGCUAGCAUGCAGAGCCCGGGGAGGGGAAUGCACCCCCCUCUCUGUUCACCUGCAGCUUUGGCACAAUCGCGAGUCCCCCGGCUUCAGUCGCCACCAACCGGAAAAACAAAAACCCUGGGCUGGCCUGAAGGAAGGUGCCAUUUAACCAAAUGUCUGCACAGAUGUGUUCCCAGACUCAGACGGAGAGAGUUCUGAGCACAAGGGUUUAUAACCGCACAGAGGAGAAACCAGAAGAGGGCACCAGAGGAGAAGGGACAAGAGUUUAGUCCUCUUGUCCUCUUGUCCUGUUUCAUGGUGGACCAGUGGCUUCGAUGGGCAACCAGGUUCUGGAGCCCAGUUACCGCCUGAUGAUCACUAACGUAAGGCUGUGGAGAGAGGGUAGGCGUCAUAGAUUUCAUUUGUCUCAUUUGCCCAGCUGAAAUUGAAUUGGAAAGCAUGAAGUUAAGGAAAAAUCAAGUGUUGGCCUCUCAGCCCUUCAAGAAAAUCUCACUCCGUUACCCAGAUUCUUAAAACCAAGAGAGGUGUUCUCUGUCUUGUCCCUCCCUAGCCCCUUUCUUACUCCCCUCUCUGCCAAACCUUCUGAGCAUCCCUUUUGAUGUCGCACAUCUGUCGGAGAUCAAAAACUCUGCUUCCGUGUUCACCCAAAAUCCGGACACCCAUCAGUCAUUCCUGGGAAAAGUGAUCUCUUUUUGUGUUUACUGUUGUAAGAAAAUUGUUUUUUUAAAAAGAAGAAAGUUUGUAAUUAUUCAUCAAAAUGCCAUGAUAUAUAUCUGUGAAUAAGGGAAAAUGUUUUUAUGACGAUGGCGAGAAAAUUGUAUAUAUUUUAGUUCAUUGGGGAACCAAUCAAAAAUUAUAACUGAAGUUGUUCAGAAAUGGAAAAUAAUAUGUAAAUUCCUUGAUUUUGUUUGCACUGUACUAACCGGGGUGGGAGAGAAGGGAUAGAGAUUUGGUUGUGGAAUAGGUUUUAGCUGAAAAUUUGGAAAUCUCCAGGGGUAGCUUGUAAUGCUGGGAUAGAAAUUUAGCUGCUACUUAGGAUCCCUUUGCAUGUGAUUUACAGGUUUUUCAGUUACAGUACAUUAAGUUAAAGCCCCACAACAGAACAAAUGUAAUUUUGCUGAUAAAUUUUUCAAACUGUGGUUUUUACUGCAAAUAAACAUUCAUUCUUUUCUGCA
This is a messenger RNA of Ornithorhynchus anatinus (platypus), 5963 nucleotides long. RefSeq names its product vav guanine nucleotide exchange factor 2 (gene VAV2). Bases 353 to 3031 code for a protein of 892 amino acids. NCBI's taxonomy places the organism in Eukaryota, Metazoa, Chordata, Mammalia, Monotremata, Ornithorhynchidae. Gene Ontology annotation, biological process: regulation of GTPase activity; intracellular signal transduction; cell migration. The record is from RefSeq and is a predicted model, not a curated record. The transcript has 31 exons. Gene Ontology annotation, molecular function: protein binding; guanyl-nucleotide exchange factor activity. Gene Ontology annotation, cellular component: cytoplasm.